Diachasma alloeum is the source of this 1546-nucleotide messenger RNA. RefSeq lists its product as uncharacterized. The transcript has 2 exons. Bases 419 to 853 code for a protein of 144 amino acids. NCBI's taxonomy places the organism in Eukaryota, Metazoa, Arthropoda, Insecta, Hymenoptera, Braconidae. The record is from RefSeq and is a predicted model, not a curated record.
UUAAACAGACUGAGCAGAAAUUUCUCGAUAUCAGCGCGUCUCUUGUCAGCAACUUGUUUGAUAUUCGAUCGUCCCACACUCAUGCCACUCGGUAAACUGGAAAUUCCAAACAACCGAAGAAAGCAUUAGUUAAACCUCGAAAUUGUGGAUAUCCAUUAAGCCCACUUAGUAAUAAACAUAAAUAGUAUCGGUGGGUCAACAGACGUGUCGUCGUAAUCUUCGGCACAUCCAAGUACACGAGAUAGCAAACUCUAUAAAUUUUACGAUAGCACGGGCGAGUGCGUGAGUCAGCUGUGGUAAUGUCAUUGUAUCAAUUCAAUGUGUUAUUAACGGAUUUUGUGAUAAAGGAAUAGAUAAAUCCAAUUGGCCUCCAUUUUUCUACCGCAUCACAUCGAAUCGCUCUGCGUUGAGUGGAAAAAUGGGAUUGAAAUGGUUUCGUGCCCAAAUGGCCCUGGAUGAACCGAGGACGUUGAAUCCAACGGGUGCGCCAGGUUUCUACCGAACGAUAUCGAAUUUCGAUGCUAGUAUUUGGCCACCACCACCGACGAUGGUGCAGAAGCCACGGCCGGUUGCUAAACCUGUGUCACCACCCCACGUCCCGACUCUCCAGUCCCCCCAGAAUUCAAUGCCAACGCUCGAUGCAGAAGAUCUAUCUUCAGAAUAUAAACGAGACAGUGGAUUGAGCGAGGGGGAGCACGAGGGGGCCUUUAAAUUACCGAGGGCUUCCGUGGAUAUUCUGAGGGAGAAACAUACUGAGGAUGUCAAGAAGGCGGGGAUCAAGAAGAAGAAGGGAAAUGCACCGAAACCUUAUGAAUCGGUGGGAAAUUCUAGUGCUAGAGAAGUUGUGAUUUAAUUCAUAGAGACAAUUUCAUUGGAUUCUCUAUGUGUAAUAAGUAAUGUACUGGAUAAGAAUAUUGGAGUGUUUUUUUUUUCAAUUUCAAUUGGAAUGAAUGCAAAAAAUAUAAAUGAACCGAAAAUGGAUUGGAGUGAAAUCGAUAUUGAAAUCUGCAGUGAAAUGAUAAGAUGAGAUAAGAAAAAAUAUGUAGAUAAUUGUGGGGGUAAAUGAGAGGUUCAAUAGAAUUUACAAAGAGCCUUCUGAAUUUCCCUCUUGAAAUUCCUUGAAUUCACUGAUAUUUCGGUAAAUUUUUUCAGUCAAAAUUCACGAUUUGAUGGAAAAAUCAAUGGACACUGUCAAUUUCAGUUAAAUUGUUCCAUGAAAAUUAACAGAAAUUAGGAAAUUUAGGGAAAUACAUUUAGCUGCUGUUAAAAAAAUUAUAAUUUCAAUUAAUUUUUAGUGAAAUCUGAAAAUUAAUUUUUUUUUCUUUAAAUAGACUUCUUGAAACUUUUUAUCAGAUUAUAUUUCCAUUGAAAUUUCACGAAAUUUCGGCUCAGUGUUGUUCGCAAACCUCUUCACUCAGGUAUUCACAGAAUAGUUCAUAAAUAACUAAAGAAAACAUCCCCAUAUUCCAUUUCCAUUCAAUAUCUUCGCUUUCUCGAUUAGAUGUAAUUAAAAUUUUCCUCUAUAAAUAAAGCGAAAUUGUAAUAA